UAAAUAGCUUAGAGUGCCACACUCUAUAUAUCUCCACCACAAAGGUUCCAAUAAAAAUGAGCGGAGGUGGAAUGGAGUCUAUGUCACGGCCAGCACCACCGGAUGAUGGCGGUGGAGUGAACGGCGGAGACCGGUGUGGGUAUGGUUUUCAUAUGCCAUUGCAUUACCCAAGAUACACACGAGCUGAAUAUGAAGCAAUGCCAGAAUGGAAAAUAGAUUGUUUACUUACUCAAUAUGGACUGCCUAGUAAUGGAGAUGUCUAUCAAAAGAGAAAAUUUGCUAUGGGAGCUUUUCUUUGGACCUAUUAAUUACUUUUUUACGAUGUAAAAUCUUGGGUGUGUAUUUAAGUUAAGAACUCUUCUUUUGUAAUAUGUAAAAUGCUGGGUUGAUCAUCUUUUUGUUUCUAGUAAAACUUUUUCUUAUAUAUAUAAUCAACUUAAUUAUAUUUACGCUUUA
This is a messenger RNA of Solanum lycopersicum (tomato), 456 nucleotides long. The record is from RefSeq and is a predicted model, not a curated record. Lineage: Eukaryota; Viridiplantae; Streptophyta; Magnoliopsida; Solanales; Solanaceae.